Molecule: messenger RNA, 2038 nt
Organism: Linepithema humile (Argentine ant)
Lineage: Eukaryota; Metazoa; Arthropoda; Insecta; Hymenoptera; Formicidae
Molecular function (GO): oxidoreductase activity; zinc ion binding
Source: RefSeq, a predicted model, not a curated record
UUAGCUUUCUUAGUGUUCUCGAACAAGGCGAUUCAAGCAGAUACAAAGUGCAAUGGAAUACUUGAGUUUUGAUCUGUCGAGCAAAUCGCUCACCUUAAAGAAACGAGGUAUUCUUCCUAAACCAGCGGCAAAUGAGGUUCGCAUUAAAGUCGCAUAUUCUGGCAUCUGUGGAACGGAUCUCCAUAUUCUGGAAGGGUCUUUUCCUUGUAAGAAAGACGAGCCGUUGACUCUCGGACACGAGUUUGUAGGUACAAUUGACGAAAUUGGAUCGGAAGUGACUAUCUUUAAGAUCGGUCAACGCGUCGCGGUCGAUCCUAACAGCGGGUGCAACAAAUGCGAUCACUGUCACAACGCGAAUUAUCAUUUUUGCUCGCUGGGCGGGUUAAACAAUACUAUAGGAAUUUUCAGAGAUGGAGGAUGGGCUACACACGUUACUGUGCCAGAAACGCAGGUGUAUUUACUUUCGGAUGACACUGACAUGCGCCAAGCUGUGCUGAGCGAACCGUUAUCAUGUAUGGCUCACGGUUGGGACAUACUUAAUCCUCUAAAUAUAGGAAGCAAAGUUCUUGUGAUAGGCGCUGGUAUUAUAGGUUUACUAUGGGCCUGUUUGCUUCACGUACAUGGUCUCAGAAAAACUGUGACUAUCAGUGAACCGCAACAAAAGCGCAGAGAAAUUGCCGCCAAUCUCGGUUUAAAUUAUCAAGUGAAAAGUCCGACCGAAGUAAAAGGGGAGUUUGAUUUAGCUGUGGAUUGCAGCGGUUGCGUUCCAGCCAUGGAAGCAGCAGUGCCUUUGUUAGGCCGCGGUGGUCGCUUAUGUGUAUUCGGUGUCGCUAGUCCAAAAGCAAAACUAGCAAUUGAACCGUUUGAGAUUUAUAAGAAGGAGUUAACCAUCGUAGGGGUGAAUAUAAAUCCUUAUACUUUUCCUAAAGGAUUAGCUUUAUUGCAGUCACUGUCUGAGGGAUAUCUUGAUUUCGAUAAAUUAGAAAUCAAACUAUUUUCUUUGUCCGAAUAUAAAGAGGCACUCGAUGCAUUGAAAAAAGGACAGAUAAGCAAGGCCGUUUUCAAGAUGUGAAAUGGAGAGAUCCUAUAUGCAUAACUGAAAAAGAAACACACACUACUUUUGUAAAAUUUUAUUACAUUUUACACAAAUGACAAUACAUGAACACAAUAAUUUUCAAAUAAUAAAAUGAAAUAUAAACGUAAUAAACGAAUAUAUAAAAAAAGUAUAUAAUAGCUAUUCAAUAAUAUUGUUAUAGCCAUAACAUAUUCGAUGGUACAGAAUUGUCACGACGUAUAACCACACUUAUGCUAGAUGUUACAAUUAUCGAAGUAUCGAAGAAUUAAAAAUAUUUAUGAUAUCAGCAAGUAUAAAAUUGUAAAGGGUAUAUAAAAACUUUCGACAACUUUUUUUACUGAGAUUACAUCUCUCUACUAUCGCUUAUUGGAUUAUAUAAUGUUUACAUGUGAUAGACAUUGUUAAAAGAGAUUCCCAUGAUGAUUAUGCAAAUAGAAAUAUGUUCUUGAUGAAAUGCAUUAAAAUAUUAUCUUAUUUCUAUGUAUAUGUGUACGUUAAUGCAUAUAUACGUUUCCUAUAUUUAUACACGUUUAAUUUUUUUACUUCUAAAAUGGAUUACGUUUUAUAUCACGAACAAGGCACUAACAUCAACAUUGUUUUCUUUGUUCAUGACAUAUCAACCUUCUUCGUUGAAAGAGAAGAAGAAUGGGGGAUAAUUCUACUGUCAGAUUCUGCACACAAAUGUUACCAAAUCUGUAUUGUCGAUUUGUAGCUAUUAAUAACCAUCUGAAAGAUAAUAUGAUAAUAUGUUUCAUUUCAUCAUUCUUCACUUUUCCGCGAUCUAUCAGUUGCAAUGACUGAGGCCAAGAUUUUUUUUUCUUAUACUGGGUCCCGCGUUACGUAACAUCCUGUAUAAUUAUAUAUACAGAAAUGUUAGUUUGUACCCUGCCAACAUUUGUACGUCGUUGGCCUCUAUUCAAAAUGAUAUGACUUAGUUUUUAAUAAGAAAAUUAGCAACAAAAA